Molecule: messenger RNA, 2279 nt
Organism: Lotus japonicus
Lineage: Eukaryota; Viridiplantae; Streptophyta; Magnoliopsida; Fabales; Fabaceae
Product: adenine/guanine permease AZG1
Exons: 1
Coding region: 327-2105 (592 amino acids)
Biological process (GO): transmembrane transport
Cellular component (GO): plasma membrane
Molecular function (GO): purine nucleobase transmembrane transporter activity
Source: RefSeq, a predicted model, not a curated record
CCCAAUAAAAAGGUUGAAAUAUAAAAAUCUGAUACCAUUAGUGGCACUAUUUUCUAUAUGAGAAAAAGAUCCCAUCCGUUAGAAUCUAUCCAUUCCAUUGUGAAAACACAUACAACAAAAAUAAAUCAAACCUUGCCAUUUUCCACCCCAUCUGAGUCAGUCUCUGUUUUCUUUCUGCUCUGCCUCCACACCACAACACACAAAACAAGCCACACCACACGCAACCAAUACUAAUCAACCUUGAUCAAAUAAUCCAAAUAACCAAUCAUCCUACAAAUACCUGAAACCAAGAACAACAACAACAACUCUGAACUCUCCUUCCUUCAAUGGAAAUGGAGGGUCACGGGGGCCCACUCCCAGCCCACACAAAACCCAUCUCUCGUCUCAACUCCUACGUAGCCAACACCAGAUUAGGCAAAUACUUCAAGCUCACACAGCGCAACUCCACCUUCACCACCGAGCUCCGCGCCGGCACCGCCACGUUCCUCACUAUGGCCUACAUCCUCGCCGUCAACGCCUCCAUCUUAUCUGACUCCGGUGGAACCUGCUCUGUUUCCGACUGCAUCCCCCUCUGCUCCGACCCUUCUACCCCUCUCUCCGCCUGCACCGGCCCCUCCCUCAGCAUCAUUCAGCCUGACAUCUCCUGCAAAUUCGACCCAAUCAACCCGGGAUACCAAUCCUGUUUAGAGAAAACCCGGAAGGAUUUGAUCGUCGCCACCGUCGCCUCCUCCCUCAUUGGCUGCUUCAUCAUGGGCGCCUUCGCGAAUCUCCCUCUCGGCCUCGCCCCGGGGAUGGGAACCAACGCGUACUUCGCCUACACCGUCGUCGGCUUCCACGGCUCCGGCACCGUCUCCUACCAGAGCGCCCUCGCCGCCGUCUUCAUCGAAGGCAUGGUCUUCCUUCUCGUCUCGGCUCUCGGCUUCCGGGCUAAACUCGCCAAGCUCAUGCCGAAGCCUGUCCGAAUCAGCUCCUCCGCCGGAAUCGGGCUUUUCCUCGCCUUCAUCGGACUUCAAAACAACCAAGGAAUCGGCCUCGUCGGAUACAGCUCCUCCACUCUGGUCACACUCGGAGGCUGUCCGAGCUCGUCACGGGCUUCCCUCGCUCCGGUGAUAACCUCCGCCAUUAACGGCACGGUUAGUUUGCUCCCCGGCGGAACUGUCUCCGGCGACAUUUUCUGCCUCCGUGACAGGAUGGAAAGCCCGACACUCUGGCUGGGCCUGGUGGGUUUCAUGAUCAUUGCUUACUGUCUCGUGAAAAACGUGAAGGGGGCGAUGAUAUACGGCAUCGUUUUCGUCACGGCCGUGUCGUGGUUCCGUGGAACUAAAGUCACGGCGUUUCCGAACACCGAAUUGGGUAACUCCGCCCAUGAAUAUUUCAAGAAGGUGGUUGAUAUCCACACCAUAAAAACCACGGCGGGGGCGUUGAGCUUCAAGGACAUCGGAAAAGGCCAUUUCUGGGAAGCAGUAGUGACUUUUCUCUACGUCGACAUUCUUGACACCACCGGAACCUUAUACUCCAUGGCGAGGUUCGCCGGAUUCAUGGACGAAAAUGGGGAUUUCGAGGGGCAGUAUUUCGCGUUCAUGUCGGAUGCUACUUCGAUUGUGGUGGGUUCGCUGUUAGGAACUUCGCCGGUGACGGCGUUUAUCGAGUCGUCGACGGGGAUCAGGGAAGGUGGUCGGACGGGGAUCACGGCGUUGACGGUGGCGGGGUAUUUUUUCCUGGCGUUUUUCUUCACGCCGCUGCUGGCGUCGAUUCCGGCGUGGGCGGUGGGGCCGCCGUUGAUUUUGGUUGGUGUGCUGAUGAUGAGAUCAGUGGUGGAGAUUGAUUGGGAAGAUAUGAGACAGGCUAUACCGGCGUUUGUGACGUUGAUAUUGAUGCCUCUGACAUAUUCCAUUGCUUAUGGGCUCAUUGGUGGGAUUGGGACUUACAUUUUGUUACACCUUUGGGAUUGGAUUUUGCAACUUUUGGAGCAUUUGGGUUUGGUGAAAUCAACAACAAAUGUGUCUAAUAAUGGAGUCAAUGGGGUGCCUCAAAUUCAAAAUCAACAACUUCAUCAUCUUCCUCAAGAUCCUACUGCAAAAGCACUUCAAGUAGAAGUAGUUUAGUUCUGUAAUGAUGAUGAUGAUGAAGUAGCUUUUUUUGUUAUUUAUACAUGGCUGAAUUUUUUUUGUAGGGAUAUUUCAUGCCAAGUGUGAAUGCAUGGCAUGCCUUGUUGUUUGAAUAGCUUUUCUUGCUCUUUUCUUCUUGUUGCUUAUAUAAUUGUGAAGUUAUAUUUCAAA